AUGAAUUUCGGUGGAUUACCUAUAGCUAAUGCGGCUAGUGAACUAUCAAGUUCAGGAAGUUCAACAACUUCACUUUCAUCAGAGUUCAGUGAAAGCAACGAAGAAACGUUUUUCGAAAAGGUGGUUUUGCUUUAUUUCCGUGAUGCACAAUGUAAUUUGGUAAAUUAUAGAGUGUAUCAUAAUUUUAACCUUGAUAUUACCCAAUUCGAGAAAGCAUUGAAACAUGCUGUGAUAAACAAGAGUAGUAUUUCCACUGAAACGUAUUUUGGGAAAACUAUGGAUAUUACAGAAAAACAUCAUGAAGGUAAAGGUACAGUUGGGCUAGUAACCAAGCCAUUGGAACCCACCCAAUUGAAUUUAUUUAUGGUUAACAUCUUAUUGAAUAAAUCACACAAUAUCCACUUAUCAAGACCUUUAAAAAUUGAUAGUGAUUUUGAUCUCCCAUCACACACUGCAGGUUUGAUUGUUGAAAUCUUUGAAAAAAUGUUGAAGAAUACAAGUACUCACGAUCAAUGGCAAAAUGGAGGUAAGGACUUCCUCAUGGAAAGAGUGGAAUAUUUCACCCAAAGAAACCUUAAGGUGGAAUGUGUUCUACCAGCGUUCCCAUGUAAGUCGUCUAACAUGAAAAAAGUUCAUGGAUGGUUACCAGAUAAAGGUGAAGAAAUGGCAUUAAGAAAGAUUUGUGAUUUUGUUACUGCUGUUCGCAAGAUAUACAUUCCAGGAAUUGUUGUUUGGAUCGUUAGUGAUGGCCAUGUUUUCAGUGAUUGUAUUGGUGUUGAUGAUUUGAUGGUGAAUGAUUUCGGAUUUGAAUUGAAGAAGAUGUAUAAGAAAAUCGUUAAAGAUUACGACCAAAAGGUUGAUCAUAAGUACGAUGUAAUACCUCGUAAAGAUUCGAAGAGAUUUAUUGAAGAAAUUGAUGAAAAACUUUCUUUUCAACACGGGUAUAGAGUGGGAGCUACUGUAGGCUAUGAAGAAGGUGUAUCACAGGCAAAAGCCAUCUGGGGAAAUACCUUUGGUUACGGAUAUGAUAGAUAUUGCACUGAAGAUUCCAAAGUGAAUACUUCUGGAUUAGAAAACUUAAACCCACAAACCCAACCAACUGACGCUGAGUCUGGAAAAGAAGGGGAAGACCAAGCCUCUAUUGAAAUCAAUAUCCAAAAAUUGAAACUCAACGCCAAACAUGAUGAAACUGAUGAUAUGAUUCGAUUUGCUUCAUUGACUGACAUAUUCUCUAUCCAUGACACAUAUGUCAAGGUACCAGAUUUAUCCGAUAUUCAAGUACCUCAUCAUGUCGAAACAGAAAUUGAUUAUGAAAGUGAAAUCUGUAGAAAACUCUUAACUGCUAGUUGCGACACAGAUAGUGGUCAAUUAAAAAAUGAUGUAAACACACCUAACCACCCAAGGUUGGCAUUGUACAGGGGAUUUGCAAAAUUCAUGGAAGAAGAUUUAGCAACUCAUCCGACCAUAUUGAAAUCUUCCAAAAAAAAACAUAAGAAGAUAGUUUCAAAAGUUGCCUUUGAAAUGAUCAAAAGAAACGAUGCUUACUCCAACUUAGUAGAGUUAAUCUUCCCUAUGCAUUUGAGAUUCAGUAUCCAUGCACAUAAUAAUAGAGGUCCUAAAUUCGGGAUUAAAUUAUUAAGUAGUGACGAAUGCAAAGUUAUUAAAUCCUUAGAUGAAUGCAUAAGUCCGAACUAUGAUGACUUAUUGCACAUUCCAACUCCUUGGCACAAUACGAUCUUGCAAUAUGAAGGACAAAAAAAUUACUUCAUCACCAAAGCUCAUAUUAUUUACGAUGCUUUUAGAAAUGGUUCUUAUUCAGGAUUUUGGGAUCAAGAAAAACGUCAAUUCUUCGUUAAGAAAGAGGAGAAGUUGCAAUAUUAG
This is a messenger RNA of Yamadazyma jaroonii, 1881 nucleotides long. The record is from the annotation of a GenBank genome assembly. Lineage: Eukaryota; Fungi; Ascomycota; Pichiomycetes; Serinales; Debaryomycetaceae.